AUGCCACGUCGGCGUAAACGAUCCAAAGAAGGCCCUCUGUGGUCGAUGUACCCCGACCUACACGAUCAAGUAGCGGACAAACUCGAUGAAGUCCAGCUCGACUACACCUUCAACCCUAACGAUGACGACCUCCUAGCCCUCGAGUCGUACGACACAAACAUCAUGGGCACUUUUGCUUGCAACAACCAAAAAUGCACCAAAACAGGCUGGAAGAGCAUGGUCAUCGCCAUCACCAUCCGCCAGUACUCUAGAGACCGAUAUAAUGCCAGAGUGUACCAUCAGCGCUGCAACAAUUGCAAAAGCAUUGGCAAACCAACUCUGGACGAAGUGUCGUAUGUCGACAGGGUUUCGUAUCGGAUCAAGAAGUGGAACGGCGUGGAGAUGAAAAGACCAAUGUGGGGGGGAGGCAGCUCCAAGGGGCCGCACGAGGAUGAUUUGUGUGAGGGGUGCAAAGCUGGCCAUUGCGAAAAGGGAUCCAAAAAGCGAUCCAACGAUGAUGCAUGGGACUGA
Messenger RNA from Fusarium pseudograminearum CS3096, 510 nucleotides. RefSeq lists its product as uncharacterized. Lineage: Eukaryota; Fungi; Ascomycota; Sordariomycetes; Hypocreales; Nectriaceae. The transcript has a single exon. The record is from RefSeq and is a predicted model, not a curated record. Bases 1 to 510 code for a protein of 169 amino acids.